Didymella exigua CBS 183.55 is the source of this 825-nucleotide messenger RNA. RefSeq lists its product as uncharacterized. The record is from RefSeq and is a predicted model, not a curated record. The transcript has a single exon. Bases 197 to 676 code for a protein of 159 amino acids. Lineage: Eukaryota; Fungi; Ascomycota; Dothideomycetes; Pleosporales; Didymellaceae.
CUUGGCGCGCAGAGUUUUGCCCCCGCCACCUGCACGCAUAUCGGCGCCAUCCCGGAUCUAACGAAAACGCACGCACAAACUGCGAUCACAUUGCAUGAUAGAUUUUCCAUUUCUCGACCAAAGGUUUUCGUUCUUUUUUUUCUUUUCUCCUUUUCUCAUGUUCUAGACAUCGACUUGUUCUGGGUCUUGGGCGCACAUGCAGCGAAAUUGUGGGUUGGCGUUCUGUACUUUGGCCAGCGCGCCACAACGGUUUCUGGGUCGCUUGGCUACAUGGCCGCUUCUAGCGCGAUUCCUGCACAGCCUUUUCUUCACGAUUGUCUUUCACACAUGUUUACUUCGGAGGACACUUGUGCUUAAUGGUUUCUUCUGCGAGGUUGGUUUUGGUAGCACAGCCUGCCACUCCUCGCUGGCCUUCGACUUCGACCGUUCUCUGACAGGCUGCCUUGGCCUGCUGCACCGAGAUGACGAAGGCCUUUCACGUUCCCGGUUACGAACUCUCGAUCGUCGCCUUCCGAGCCGGGUUGUAAUUAAUGGCAUCAGAUCUUACGAAGGGCGUCCUUUCAUUGCGCGGCGGAAAAUACCUAUUUCUUCAGGGCUCGAGAUACCACACAGCAUAGUUUCGGGCGACAGGCAAAGGCCUGUUUGGUGCAUCACUGCGACAAAAGCAGAGUCCUGAUAGUAACAUCAAAAUACGAAAAAAAGAUAUCGGAAAGCGGACGCCGCAGGAAAGAAUAUUUCAGCUUCGUUUCGCAGUGAUUUGACUCGAACAUGCAGUGAUUUGUGACUGCGCAAUCAGCCACGCUCGACUCUGCGUCAAUCUACUGG